Messenger RNA from Olea europaea var. sylvestris, 2178 nucleotides. RefSeq names its product probable glycosyltransferase At5g03795. Bases 124 to 1368 code for a protein of 414 amino acids. The record is from RefSeq and is a predicted model, not a curated record. Gene Ontology annotation, molecular function: glycosyltransferase activity. Lineage: Eukaryota; Viridiplantae; Streptophyta; Magnoliopsida; Lamiales; Oleaceae. The transcript is spliced from 7 exons.
UUGCCUGUAAAUUAAAGAAUCAAGCAACUUGAGGUAGACUCUUUUGAUCAAUCCCAAAUUACUGACAAAUUUCAAAACUAAUUAAUUGAAGGUGUUGCCGGGAAUUACCAAAACCGGCCGGAUAUGUUGGCGGCGAAACCCCCACAGCCAUCGCCGUCCGCCGCGGUCUGCACUGUCCGAGGCUCUCUCCUCUCUCUUGCCGCCUUGACGCUAGUCUCCUUUACUUAUCUUUCACUUAAAUCCCUCCACUCCCCUUCUUUCCAACUAUCCACCACCCCUUCGUCACACACUGUACAAGUCUCUCAGCCUCAGGUAAGAAUCGAUGAUGAGGGUGUUGAUGAUGAGGUGUAUCAUUUACCGAAGAUGUUCAAAUUGAACUACGAGGAAAUGGAAAGGAGGUUUAAGGUUUAUAUAUAUCCGGAUGGGGAUCCGAACACGUAUUACCAGACGCCGAGGAAGCUGACGGGAAAAUACGCUAGCGAGGGCUACUUUUUUCAAAAUAUUAGGGAGAGUAAGUUUGUUACAGAUGAUCCGGAUCAGGCUGAUUUGUUCUUCAUCCCGAUCUCUUGUCAUAAGAUGCGAGGCAAGGGAAUAUCGUAUGAGAAUAUGACUGUGAUUGUACAGAACUAUGUGGACAGCUUGAUGUUCAAGUAUCCUUAUUGGAAUAGAACUCUGGGUGCAGAUCACUUCUUUGUUACUUGUCAUGAUGUUGGUGUGAGGGCCACUGAAGGACUUCCAUUUCUUGUAAAGAAUUCAAUCCGUGUCGUUUGUUCUCCAAGCUAUGAUGUUGGAUUUAUACCACACAAAGAUGUUGCCCUACCACAAGUUCUGCAGCCCUUUGCCCUCCCAGCUGGAGGAAAUGAUGUGGAAAACAGGACCACCCUUGGUUUCUGGGCAGGGCAUAGGAACUCUAAAAUUCGGGUUAUCCUGGCACGCGUGUGGGAGAAUGACACAGAACUUGAUAUUUCAAACAACAGAAUAAACAGAGCAACUGGACAUCUAGUGUAUCAAAAGAGAUUUUACAGGACUAAAUUCUGCAUUUGCCCUGGUGGUUCGCAGGUCAACAGUGCCCGCAUUGCAGAUUCCAUACAUUACGGGUGCAUCCCUGUGAUACUCUCUAAUUACUAUGACCUGCCUUUUAAUGACAUUCUGAAUUGGCAUAAAUUUUCGGUUGUACUAAAGGAGAAAGAUGUCUACCGGCUGAAGCAAAUUCUUAAGAAAAUAACACAAGAAGAAUUUGUCAAGUUGCACUACAAUUUGGUCAAGGUUCAGAAGCACUUCCAGUGGAACUCACCUCCCAUCAAACGCGAUGCUUUUCAUAUGGUGAUGUACGAACUCUGGUUGCGCCAUCAUGUGAUCAAGUACUAACUGCUGAAUCUUUUAAAGAAUUCAAGGAUCAAACGCUGGAAUUUGAUGAACAGGACCCGAAAGAGCACGAGUCCUUUCAAAUACAUGGCAAUAUGGAUCCUCCUCUUUCUUCUCGAUCAAAUGAUCCAUGUUUCUUGUAAUUUCAGAUUGUAUCUGCAAAUAAAGUUCCUUGCAAACUUCUUUGUUUUUCAGAAGUUCUUCCCUUCCCUUUGUUUCAAUUGGCUUACCAAACAGAAAAUAAGUUGGCCUGGAAAUUUUUGGAUAAAUUACUGGAAGAAGAAAUCUUGAUUUCCUACUUCUCCUGUCACUUGAGUCCCUCUCCUUACUUUGGCCAUAAUAAUAUUUCUUCUUUUUAUUAAUUCCUUCAUAAGAGGCAUUUUCAUGACAUCAUUAUAAUCAAGAAACUCUUACACUUCAUCGUCGCCAACUACUCCAAACGGAACAAUUUUCUGCCUGAAUUUUAAUGCCGUUCUUACAAAUUCAGGUUCCUCCUGCCAAAACAGCUUGUACUUUUCACCUUUCCGUUGCAACGCCUCCCAUACAUUGCCAGGAUAGAGAAGAACGUGACAUUUGUUUCACAUUAUCUUGAAAAAAAUUUCUAGCCGUUGAACUCCCUGAAUAAUCUAAACUGCUGUUAAUUUCUUGCUGUUGAACUCCCCGAUUAAACCCCUGUUUGAUGUCAUUAUUUGGGAAAAACAAUGUUUUGAAUAGAUAUUUUUAGAAGAAUGUGUGGUUAAAAAGUUGGAAAAAGUUUUGGGUUCCCAUGCAGAAUAUUAGUGUGAAUGUGGUUAAUUUCACGUAAUGAUUGUC